AUGGUCGCGCACGUCGGAACAAGCGCUGCUGCCGCGGCACUGCCGAACGAGGUCAAGCGCGAAGCACGCCAGCCAAAAACAUUGACUCGAGUCCAACUGGCACAACGCAUCGCCCAAGGAGAGACGCUGGUCUUGCAUCGACGAAAAAUCUACAAGCUGGACCGAUGGCUUGCUAGGCAUCCUGGUGGUGAGCUUGCCAUCCUCCAUUUCGUCGGACGCGAUGCCACAGACGAGAUUGAAGCCUACCACUCGGACGACACCAUCUCGCGCCUCAUGUCGCGCUUCGUCAUUGGUCACCUCGAUGAAGCAGAUUGGCACCACUAUAGACCCCUUGUACCUCCCGUGCAACUGGGUUAUCGUAAGGGCAAGCUGGACCAUCCCCAUGCCCAAGUAGCAAUGUGGCGCCAUCGUAGUACGCCAGCCAUGUCCUCAGUCGCUUCGGAUCGAGCGAGCGCUGAGCCAGACUCGUCUUCGGACAGCUCCGACGAAGCAGUGGUCGAAAGCCUUGUGUUGGCCACAUCGGAAGCUAGCCGGUCACAUUCGAUCGAGCCUUCAUCAGAGUCUUACAAGCAGGCUAUGGCCAAACCUGUCCUGUCAUCGACUCUGCUCGUAGAACGGCCAGAGACCUUUCCCCUUCCUGUCGAUCUGCUCGAACCACCUCCCAAUCCAGACUCGAUCGAUCCAGUCCGCGAACACAAGAUCUCACAAGCCUACCAGCGGCUACAUCAGCAAGUCAAAGACGCCGGCCUGUACACGUUGCGCCCCAUCGGCUACGCUCGCGAGAUGGCCCGCUAUGUCCUCCUCGCAUCUAUCGCUUACGGAUUCUGGUCACGCGGACAGUCUCAGUUGAUCUCGGAACAGUCGGCGGCAACGUCACACCCACCAACAGUGAAAGCAUCCACCACUUCCUUCCUCCUAUCGAGCCUCUUCCUUGGCCUCUUCUGGCAUCAGCUCACCUUUUCAGCGCACGACUCGGGUCACAGUGGCAUCACGCAUUCGUGGCAAUGGGACCGCAUCAUCGGCACCACCAUCGCCGACUUCAUUGGCGGCCUCAGCAUCGGAUGGUGGUGCGACAACCACGACGUUCACCACCUCGUCACCAACCACCCGGAACACGACCCCGACAUCCAGCACAUGCCCUUCUUUGCUAUCUCGCCCCAGUUCGUCUUGGCCGGACAGACGACCGUCAUCAACAGCGACGGAAGCAGCCCCUUGUCCGCGCCGUUGGAGGCGUCCAAGCCUCUGGGUUUGUGGUCUUCCUACUACCGUCGAGUACUCGAAUUCGACGCACCCAGCCGCUUCCUGCUCAAGCAUCAGCACAAGCUCUACUACUUUGUCAUGGCAUUCGGACGCUUCAACCUCUACGCAAAUUCAUACGGCUUCCUGGCUUUGAAAGCACGGCGUGACCGUUGGUGGGCGCUCGAGUUGGUGGGGCUGCUCACCUUCUGGACCUGGUACGGCUACGGUCUGCUCGGCUCUUUGCCCACCUGGUCUAUUCGCAUCGCCUAUCUGCUCAUCUCGCACAUUGUCACGUCACCCUUGCAUAUCCAGAUCGUCCUCUCCCACUUUGCUCAGUCCUGCGACGACCUGGGUCUGAGCGAGAGCUUCGCGUCGCGCCAGAUCCGCACAACCAUGGACGUCGACUGCCCGCCUUGGCUGGACUUCCUGCACGGUGGGUUGCACAUGCAAGUUUCCCACCAUUUGUUCCCGCGCAUCCCGCGCCACAACCUCCGCGAGGUGCGCGAUCGUUUCGUUGUUCCCUUUGCCAAAGAGUGGGGGCUCCAGUAUCAAGAGUACAGCUUCACAAGGGGCAAUGGCCGUGUGCUGAGCACGCUCAAAAAGGUUGCCGAUCAGGUUCACAUUCUUGCCAAGGUUGCAGAAGCUCAAGCAAAGGGAGAGCUACAUCAUUGA
Messenger RNA from Sporisorium graminicola, 1911 nucleotides. RefSeq lists its product as uncharacterized. Gene Ontology annotation, molecular function: oxidoreductase activity, acting on paired donors, with oxidation of a pair of donors resulting in the reduction of molecular oxygen to two molecules of water. The record is from RefSeq and is a predicted model, not a curated record. The transcript has a single exon. Bases 1 to 1911 code for a protein of 636 amino acids. Gene Ontology annotation, biological process: lipid metabolic process. NCBI's taxonomy places the organism in Eukaryota, Fungi, Basidiomycota, Ustilaginomycetes, Ustilaginales, Ustilaginaceae. Gene Ontology annotation, cellular component: membrane.